AUGGCAGCAACGCUGCAGCACCUGCGUUUGCUGCUUCUGCUCCUGCUGCUGCUGCACCAACCAAUGAAGAAGUACGAGAGGCUGCUGCUGCUGCAGCAGCACGGCGUGCAGCAGCAGCAGCAGCAGCAGCAGCAGCACCGCCACCACCACGAAGAAGUACGAGAGGCUGCUGCUGCUGCAGCAGCACGGCGUGCAGCAGCAGCAGCAGCAGCAGCAGCGCCGCCACCACCACCAUCACCACCAAAGAAGGAGGAAUUCCGCAGCAGCAGCAGCAACAACAGCAUCGGCAGCAGCAGCAGCAGCAGAGACAGAGACCGGGAUUCGCUGCAGCAAAGACAGUGGCUGGUAGAGCAGGUUCAGUGGCGGGCAUUCAGCCGCAGUGCUGCUGCUUCUGCUGCUGCUGCUCCUGCUGCUGCUGCUGCUGCAGCAGCAGCAGGAGCAGCAGCAGCAGGAGCAGCAACAGAUUCGCCUGUACUUUCACCAGCAUCAGCAGCAGCAACAGCAGCAGCAACAGCAGCAGCAACUGCUUCUGCUGCUCCAUCGGAGCUGGCAAGUGCUUCUCAAAGACAAGAGCACACUGCAGCAGCAGCAGCAGCAGCAGCAAACUCUGCUGCUGCUGCUGCUGCUGCUGCAGAUCCAGCGGGAUGGAGACGGAGCUGGCAAGUGCUUCUCAAAGACAAGAGCACACUGCAGCAGCAGCAGCAGCAGCAGCAAACUCUGUUGCUGCCGCUGCUGCUGCUGCAGAUCCAGCGGGAUGGAGAAGAGAAGCUGCACGGGGAGACCGCAGCAGCACCAGUGACCGCGGCAGCAGCAGCAGCAGCAAUAGCAGCAGCAACAACAACAACAACAGCAGCAGCAGCAGCAGCAGCAGCAACAACAACAACAGCAGCAGCAGCAGCAGCAGUAACAACAGCAGCAGCAGCAGCAGCAGCAGCCCGAUGCGCAGCAGCCAUUCUGCCCCAGUUGAUGCAUCAUCAGUAA
This is a messenger RNA of Eimeria mitis, 981 nucleotides long. RefSeq lists its product as uncharacterized. The transcript is spliced from 3 exons. The record is from RefSeq and is a predicted model, not a curated record. Bases 1 to 981 code for a protein of 326 amino acids. Lineage: Eukaryota; Apicomplexa; Conoidasida; Eucoccidiorida; Eimeriidae.